Messenger RNA from Acanthosepion pharaonis, 1788 nucleotides. The record is from the annotation of a GenBank genome assembly. Lineage: Eukaryota; Metazoa; Mollusca; Cephalopoda; Sepiida; Sepiidae.
AUGUCUAUACAUUUUGGGUGUCUUUUGCCGGCAUCCUUAUUCCGCGAAGUACUUUCUGUACUGUUUUUUUAUAUUUAUUUCUGUCUAUGUCUGUUUGUUAAUAUCUGUCGUCUGCCUUCAUCUAUCUAUAUUUUCGACCUCUCUUCUUUUACCUUACCUAUUUUUUCUUGUUUGCUUCUUUCUAUUCCUCCUUUGUUACUCAUUCUGCUUUAUUCUUUUACUCUUUCCACAAUCAUUUCUGCCUUGUUUUGUUCUUUCUUCCUACUUUCGUUUACAUAUUACUUCAUUCGUAAUUAUACUUUUAUCUUCGUUUUUCGGCCCGAUUUCAUUCCUCAUUUUAUAAGCUCACACUUUCUUUCAACUCUGAAUAUCGUUUCUCCCUUCGACUUUCCCCACUCACGCACAUUCUUUACUCUUUUUUUCUCUCCUUCGUUACGCUUGUCUUUUGUUUUGUCUUUUUUUUUGGCUUUUCUUUAUUGCUCUCUCCCCUCUCUUUCUCCUUCGUUUUGUGUUACCUUUUCUUUCUUUCUUUCUUUCUUUUUCUUUCUUUCUUUCUUCCAGUCUAUCCAUUUCGAAAUCUAUCUAUCUAUCUAUCUAUCUAUCUAUCUAAUAUAUAUAUAUAUAUAUAUUGUUUUUUUUUUGCAUUUCUUUAUUGCUCUCUCCCCUCUGUUUCUCCUUCGUUUUGUGUUACCUUUUUUUCUUUCUUUCUUUUCUUUCUUUCUUUCUUUCUUUCUUUCUUUCUUUCAGUCUAUCCAUUUUUAUCCAUUUCUCUAUCUAUCUAUCUAUCUAUCUAUCUAUCUAUCUAUCUAUCUAUAUAAUAUAUAUAUAUAUAUAUAUUUUUUUUUUUGCAUUUCUUUAUUGCUCUCUCCCCUCUCUUUCUCCUUUUUUGUUUUGUGUUUUCUUUUUUCUUUCUUUCUUUCUUUCUUUCUUUCUUUUCUUUCUUUCUUUCUUCCAGUCUAUCCAUUUCUAUAUCUAUCCAUCGAUCUAUCUAUCUAUCUAUCUAUCUAUCUAUCUAUCUAUCUAUAUAUAUAUAUAUAUAUAUAUAUAUAUAUAUAUAUAUGCCUGUUCUGUUUUAUAUCUAUUUAUAUAUUUAUCGAAACAAGUUUCUUUAUACAAAUUCUCUGUUGCAUCCUUUACGAUUUGCUGUUUGUUCCACCCGUUUUUGGCUUUUCUCUCUUCAAACUUUUCCUUUCGAUUCUAUUUUCUUUCUUUCUUUCUUUCUUUUUUCUUUCUUUUUUUUUUUUUUCUUUCUUUAAUCUUUCUUUUUUCUUUCUUUCUUUCUUUCUUUUUUCUUUCUGUUUUCUUUUUACUUUCUUUUUCUUUUUCUUUCUUUCUUUCUUUCUUUUUUCUUUCUUUCUUUCUUUUUUCUUUCUUUCUUUCUUUUUUCUUUCUUUCUUUCUUUCUUUUUACUUUCUUUCUGUUUUCUUUUUACUUUCUUUUUUCUUUUUCUUUCUUUAUUUCUUUCUUCUUUCUUUCUUUUUUCUUUCUUUCUUUUUAUUUCUUUCUUUUUACUUUCUUUCUUUUUUCUUUCUUUCUUUCUUUCUUUACUCUUGUCCGAUUUCAUCCUUUUCCUUCCAUUUUACUGAAUAUCCCUCCCCAAAACGCCUUCUUUUCCCCCUACCAUUGCUUCUAUCUGCUAUUAACCACAGUAUCGUCCAGGCCUUUUUCAUCACGUCCCAUCGACGGAGAAUCACCUUCAUUAGAUUAAAUCUCAAACUGCAUUCUUCCCAUCAGCGAGCCAAACCGCCAGCCGUGCGUUCGCCCCCGACCAGCGUGGCAAGAAGAUAG